CGCUACGGCAAGGAAUCCGAAGGCAUGAUGAGGCUCCACUUGGGGGAAUUGCAAAGCCAAAUAGAGGCGCCUUGCUAACGUACGCCGCGGCCCCAUUCCAUUCAUCGGGAAACAAGAAUCUCCCGCCAUCCUCAGCGACUAUAUUCCUGUCGUGUCGUGUCUCUCUUUUCCUCCAUCUGCAAAUCCCUGAAGAAACAGCGAAAUGGAGCUCCCGGUGAUAGAUCUGUCACCGUAUCUGGAGGUUUCCGCCAAAUCCAGCGGCCAUUUGGAGGCGGCGGCGGAGGAGUUGGAUCCCCAGCUGAAGAGCCAGUGCGAGGAGGUGAGUCGAACCCUAAGAGAGACCGGCGCUCUGCUGGUCAAGGAUCCCCGAUGCUCCGCCGAAGACAACGAUCGCUUCAUCGAUAUGAUGGAGAAGUACUUCGAACGGCCUGACGAGUUCAAGCGCCGCCAGGAGCGUCCUUACUUACAUUAUCAGGUUGGGGUGACACCUGAAGGAGUUGAAGUUCCUCGCAGCCUGGUUGAUGGGGAAAUGCAAGAGAAGUUGAGAGCAAUGCCAAAAGAGUUCCAACCAUUAACUCCUACAGGGCCAGACCCUAAGUGGCGGUACAUGUGGAGAGUUGGUCCUCGGCCCGCAAACACCCGCUUUAAGGAAUUGAAUGCUGAGCCAGUUAUACCUGAGGGGUUUCCUGAAUGGAAAGACACCAUGGAUGCAUGGGGCUACAAAAUGAUAUCUGCUAUAGAGGUUGUUGCAGAAAUGGCGGCUAUUGGGUUUGGCUUGCCCAAGGAUGCCUUCACUGCUCUCAUGAAGCAGGGACCACAUCUGCUUGCUCCAACAGGAAGUGACCUUCAACGAUAUGGCCAGGAAGGCACUGUGUUUGCAGGAUAUCAUUAUGACCUUAACUUUCUAACAAUCCAUGGCAGAAGUAGGUUCCCUGGUCUAAACAUUUGGCUAAGAAAUGGGAAAAAGAUGGAAGUGAAGGUUCCUGUUGGAUGCCUUCUGAUUCAGACAGGAAAGCAGAUAGAGUGGCUGACAGCGGGAGACUGCAUAGCUGGUAUGCAUGAAGUUGUUGUGACUAACAGGACAAUCGAUGCAAUUAAACAAGCGUCACAGCAAAAUCGCAGCCUUUGGAGAGUAUCCUCAACAUUAUUUGCACAUGUAGCAUCUGAUGCUGUGCUGAAGCCUUUAGGCCGCUUUGCCGGAUUGCCAACUGCCGGCAGCUAUCCACCUAUGUGUGCGGGCGAAUUUGUAGAACAAGAGCUUGCUGUAAUUAAUCUCAAAGGUAAACAGGGGACCUGAGAAAUUAGGGUUGCUGCCUUGAAGAAGCUAACAGAGCAUUUGAAGAAUGGGGUUGAAAUGAGCGGUAGCUAUAUGCAAUUGCAGCAAUUGGAAUAACUCCCCACCAUUAAUGCGUGUGACUGUGUGCCGUGUAAUUAGAAUCAGUUGGCAAUUCAAUUGAAGCAUUCUGAGCAUUGGAGUAUUCUUUUUAUUCCAUUCUUCUGGGUUUCGGAAGUAGGUAUGUCUCUGUAUUUAUGGAGUUUUGCCGAUGUGAUUCUGUGUUUUAAA
Messenger RNA from Diospyros lotus (date-plum), 1564 nucleotides. RefSeq lists its product as uncharacterized. Lineage: Eukaryota; Viridiplantae; Streptophyta; Magnoliopsida; Ericales; Ebenaceae. The coding region runs from base 203 to 1297 and encodes 364 amino acids. The transcript has 7 exons. The record is from RefSeq and is a predicted model, not a curated record.